CCUUUUUUUUUCCCCCUUAGUGGUAUGUGUGCAACAGAGAGAAGUUAUGUGAAUCACUUCAGUCUGUCUUUGUUCAGAGUUAUCUUGAUCAAGGAACACAGAUCUUCUUAAACAACAGCAUUGAGAAAUCUGGCUGGCUAUUUAUCCAACUCUAUCAUUCUUUUGUAUCAUCUGUUUUUAGCCUGUUUAUGUCUAGAACAUCUAUCAACGGGUUGCUAGGAAGAGGCUCGAUGUUUGUGUUUUCACCAGAUCAGUUUCAAAGACUGCUUAAAAUUAAUCCGGACUGGAAAACUCAUAGACUUCUUGACUUAGGUGCUGGAGAUGGAGAAGUCACAAAAAUCAUGAGCCCUCAUUUUGAAGAAAUUUAUGCCACUGAGCUUUCUGAAACAAUGAUCUGGCAGCUUCAGAAGAAGAAAUACAGAGUGCUUGGUAUAAAUGAAUGGCAGAAUACAGGGUUCCAGUAUGAUGUCAUCAGCUGCUUAAAUUUGCUGGAUCGGUGUGAUCAGCCCCUGACAUUGUUAAAAGAUAUCAGAAGUGUCUUGGAGCCCACCCAAGGCAGGGUUAUCCUUGCCUUGGUUUUGCCCUUUCAUCCCUAUGUGGAAAACGUAGGUGGCAAGUGGGAGAAACCAUCAGAAAUUUUGGAAAUCAAGGGACAGAACUGGGAAGAACAAGUGAAUAGCCUGCCUGAAGUGUUCAGGAAAGCUGGCUUUGUCAUCGAAGCUUUCACUAGACUGCCAUACCUGUGUGAAGGAGACAUGUACAAUGACUACUACGUUCUGGAUGACGCUGUCUUUGUUCUCAGACCAGUGUAGACAUAUGGAGGCCUAAGCCUUCAGAGUCCACCCUGGAAUCUGCCCUCCAGAAGAGGGGCUGUGUGCAGUGAUGUGAGGGGGACUGCCUCUGGGGGCUGCCAUUCUCAGUAUCGUGUAGGAAUUUUAAAAGCCAAAAUACUAAUUCUUUCUUUGUAGUGUGUAAAGGAGUGUUUUUAAAAACAAAACGCCAACUCUUUGUGUAUUUUUAAUCAACUCUUUACUCAGAGUCAAGCUCCAAUGCAGGUCACUCUCCAAUUAUGAUGGAAGAUAUUUUUUAUACUUAAUUGCUGUAGGGACUCAUUCCCAGACAGAGCAAUAGUCAUGAUGUCAUGGAACUGAUAAAUGGAUUGUUUUUAAUAAAUGAAGACUGGCAAUAAAGCUGUCCAUUGAAUUCCAAAUAUUGGUUAUAAGGUAGAGCCACUGAUAACUCUUUCAUGUUUAGAAACUCCUUCUGUUACUAUUCAAAAAAUGUUUUUAAUCAUGCUAAUAAACGUUUUUGGAGAUGA
This is a messenger RNA of Cricetulus griseus (Chinese hamster), 1318 nucleotides long. The record is from RefSeq and is a predicted model, not a curated record. Lineage: Eukaryota; Metazoa; Chordata; Mammalia; Rodentia; Cricetidae.